AUGAAUUUGAGAGAACAGAAGCAAAUGCGUCAAAUCACUUUUAUAGCAAUUGUUUUUUCAACUGUUGGCGUUAUUCCUUCAAUUAUUACUCUUCCAUUGUUAUAUGGCUACAUCCAAUCAUUAGAAAGCCACUUGAUGAUGGAAGUGGAUUUUUGCAAAUUAAAUUCAAGAGAUAUGUGGUCAAAAAUUGCAAUUCUUCAAAAAGAUCAUCAAAGUUCCGAUCGAAAUAAGAGAAAUUGGUUUUAUGGACAAUGGAUACCAGAUGACAGCAUUCUCGACACUUACUACAUUCAUAAUGGUGGAUAUUAUAACCAAAGGAUUGGCCAGUUUUACACAAAUCAGUUAAUGACGGAAUGCUGUAUUUGCCAUCAAGGAUCAGCAGGACUGCCUGGUCGUGCUGGAGAUGAAGGCAUGCCUGGAACAGAUGGACGACCAGGUAAAAACGGAAAGAAUGGAAAAGAUGCUAGCACAGUUCCAGAAAAACAAAAAGAACUUUGCAUGAUAUGCCUUCCUGGACCCCAAGGAAACACUGGAGUUCGAGGUCUCAGAGGGUCACCAGGACCAAGAGGAACGCAAGGAGAACCAGGCAAAGAUGGGAUUGGGGGUGAAAAUGGUGUUCUUGGAGAGUUCGGACUAAAGGGGCAACAAGGACGUCCCGGAAGAAAGGGGGAGAAAGGAGCGCCUGGGCAUGUCCUUCGUAGAUCAGGAUCACAAGGUCCUGAAGGCCUCAAAGGGAGAGUGGGUCAACCGGGUUUACCAGGUUUGCAAGGUCUCAAUGGCGUGUUUAACAGUGGAGCAGUUGGUGAAGAAGGUGAUGCUGGUCGGAGUGGACCGGAAGGACAACCAGGCCUACCUGGACCACGCGGUCCGCCGGGUCUCGAUGGCAAAGAUGGAAAUUGUAUUCAUUGUGCUAGUAUCUUCCUUCAUUCAUUUCGCUAA
This is a messenger RNA of Dracunculus medinensis (Guinea worm), 939 nucleotides long. NCBI's taxonomy places the organism in Eukaryota, Metazoa, Nematoda, Chromadorea, Rhabditida, Dracunculidae. The record is from the annotation of a GenBank genome assembly.